Capronia epimyces CBS 606.96 is the source of this 1791-nucleotide messenger RNA. RefSeq lists its product as uncharacterized. The transcript has a single exon. The record is from RefSeq and is a predicted model, not a curated record. Bases 1 to 1791 code for a protein of 596 amino acids. NCBI's taxonomy places the organism in Eukaryota, Fungi, Ascomycota, Eurotiomycetes, Chaetothyriales, Herpotrichiellaceae.
AUGGCCUCCGCGACAGAUAUCAUCACAUACAUCGGAGUGCCCCUCGCGGUACUGGGGGUUCUGCCAAUUCUUUACACGUUCAUGUUUGCCAUUUUGACCAAACGCCGAAUCCGCGACUCACUCAUCCAUCAUGGUCAUCGACCAGUCAACAACGCCAAUCCUCAGCAUGGCUUCACCAUUCGAACUUCUCCCAUGACCAAUCUGAUCGAAGUGGAACUCCCAAAGUAUACUAUAGCACCGCUGGAAAGGAACGACCAGAACUACUGGAAGACCACGAAUGAAGGUCAAAUGAGGGAAGAGGAGCACCACAGACUGCUUGACCGGACGGAGAGCACAUUGAGCAUGAUUGAGGAAGGUCGGGUGCGAGGAUUUCUUCGCGGCGGCAGUUGGAGAGCUUUCCACUGGAAAAGAUUGGUCGUUGGCCGCAAGCUGUACAGAAUACAAUAUGAGGACGAACUGCGAGAACCACCUGCUGAAAUUGAUUUUUCGGACCUUGUGCAUCUUCUGCUCGAUUGGGGGGCAGUGCCAGACUCCAUGGGAUGGGAGAAGCUGAAAUCAGGCGGUCUGUGGACACCGUCUGGAACAAUUCUGCUGAGAAAACCGGACGACGACGUUGGAGAGCCUCGGAAACACAUCGACUGGGUUCUAAGAACAAGUAUGCCGGACGAAAGCGACGGGAUUCUCAGUCUGUCGGUCAAAUGGUCUGCAGAUAUUAGCUCCGUUGCGGAUCAUAGAGGGGCUGCAAGUCUUCCGCCCGGCUGGGGGCGACUUAAUCAGCCACCAUUGUUGGAAACGAGCGAAAAGGUGCCCAAAGAGAAACAAGACUUGCCGGCAAGAAUCGACCAGUUGAAAGCCGCGGACAAGUACAGCGUAGAUAGUUCGAGCUUCCGCUUCCGCGCAGAAGAUAACCGGGUGCAGAGAGUCUUUUGGGAGCAGAAAAACCUCGAGACUGGCUUCGUUUGCGACCCGUUUCGCACGAUCCAGCAAUCCACGGCCGCACUCUGGUUCACGUGUGCAGCAUCGGCGGUCCUUUCGCGGAAAACUUCCAGUGGCGGCCUCUGGGCUUUCGACAUCCCCUCGGACGUACAAUCAUUUGUGCGCAAGGAUUCGGUCCCAUGCGGCGUCAUGGUGAUCAUGGGCCUGAUGGAUGAGACUGACGCGCCACAUUGGUCGUCUGAAAACGCAGAUGCUGCUCGAUUCGAGACGACGAACAUGGCGCAACGACACCUCCAGCGAUUCCAGGCUCGCCAGGCAGCUGAGAGGCUGGAAGCUACUAUGCCGCCGGAACAAGCUAGACUGCACAAGAUGAACCGUGAGACUGCAGAACGACACGCCGCACAUGACGAUAUGAUGGCAGAGUUCGCUGCGAGAUCAGAGCGGGACGAGCGCAGGAUGCAGGAUGCGAUUGCUAGUCCGAGGAUGAGCACCAAGGCCGUGGCGGAAGCAUGUUUGGCAUGGCUGAUUGAACAAGGCCAGAUCGGUCGCGAGUGGACUCUUGACCAGCUGGCCGAGGCGGUCUUGUACCUGAUGGUGGUCGACCAGAGUCAAAGCGACGAAGGCGAAGCGCGCAAGAUCACCAAGAUACUAGAAGAGUGGAUGGCCUGGACCACGGCGGGUGGGAUGAAAAAGGUGCAGGUCAAACUGCUAUGUGAGAACAAAUCUGCUUUCUGCUUUGCCGCGGCGCUCGCCGCAGUGGUUUAUGAGUCCACCAACUCGCCCGUUGGGAGGAGCAAAGCUGGUGCUGAUAUGCUAGAGUGUUUGAGGCUAUGGAGGAAAGUGAGAUUGGGAUGA